AUGGCCCUGGUGACUCUGCAGCGCUCUCCCACCCCCAGUGCAGCAUCCUCGGCCAGCACGACCAACAGCAGUGCGGGGGAGGAUUUUGGAAGCGAUGAUGACCGGAAAACCAAUCAGAGCCUCAGUGAGAGCUUCUUCAUGGUCAAAGGAGCCGCCCUCUUCCUCCAGCAGGGCGGCAGCGCACAAGGACCAAAGACCCCGACCCACCACAAACAUGCAGGUGAUUUACCUCAACACCUGCAGGUCAUGUUUAAGAUCCUCCGCUCUGAAGAUCGCAUUAAGCUGGCUGUACGACUAGAGAGCGGAUGGUCGGACCGAGUGCGCUACAUGGUUGUUAUCUACACCAACGGCCACCAAGAUACAGAAGAAAAUAUCGUCCUGGGAAUGGACUUCACAGACAAGGACAGUAAAGAUUGCUCUAUUGGGAUGGUGCUGCCACUGUGGAGUGACACUAACAUACAUUUAGACGGAGAUGGAGGCUUCAGUGUGAACACAGCGGGGCGGUCACAUGUCUUCAAGCCUGUGUCUGUGCAGGCCAUGUGGUCUGCCCUGCAGGUCCUCCACAAAGCAUGCGAGGUGUCACGCCGGUUCAACUAUUUCCCAGGGGGCAUCGCCCUUACAUGGAUGGCCUUCUAUGAGAGCUGCAUCACCUCAGAGCAAAGCUGCGUCAACGAGUGGAACGCUAUGACUGACCUGGAGACCACCCGGCCCGACUCACCCACCAUGUUCGUCGACCGGCCAACAGAACGAGAGAGAACAGAGUGUCUCAUUAAAGCCAAGCUACGCAACAUCAUGACGUUUCAGGACCUGGAGAACAUCACCUCGAAGGAGAUCCGAAAUGAGCUGGAGCAGCACAUGAGCUGUAACCUCAAAGAGUACAAAGAGUUCAUAGACAACGAGAUGCUUCUGAUCCUGGGUCAAAUGGACAAGGCCACACUUAUCUUUGACCAUGUGUACUUGGGCUCUGAGUGGAACGCUUCCAACCUAGAAGAACUGCGUGACUGCGGGGUGGGUUACAUCCUGAAUGUUACCAGAGAGAUUGACAACUUCUUCCCAGGGAUGUUCUCUUAUCACAACGUCCGCGUGUACGAUGAGGAGGCCACCGACCUGCUGGCCCACUGGAACGACACCUACAACUUUAUUGUCAAAGCCAAGAAGAACAAUUCCAAGUGCCUGGUGCACUGUAAGAUGGGGGUGAGCCGGUCUGCCUCUACGGUUAUUGCCUAUGCAAUGAAGGAGUACGGCUGGUCUCUGGAGAAAGCCUACAACUUCGUCAAGCAGAAACGGAGUAUAGCUCAGCCAAACGCUGCUUUCAUGAGACAGCUGGCGGAGUACGAGGGAAUCCUGGACGCGAGUAAACAGCGCCACAACAAGCUCUGGAGGCCUGAAACGGAUGAGGAGGGAUCAGAUGAUUUGCAAGCCUCUGGCCACAGUACUGGUGGGGAGGAGACACCAGUGCUCAGAGAGGAGGAGGCCUGGGGAGGCUGCGGGGCGUCUCCCUGCAGGGGUAUGGGCCUGGAAAUGGAGCCCCUGGACUCUCUUAACUAUAAUUAUUACUUCAGGCGUUUGUCAGACUCCGCACUAGACAGCGAGCCCUCCACCCCAGUGCGGGGUCCCCCCCUGCUGGGCAUGGAAAGAGUUUUCAUCGAGAUUGAAGACGUGGAGAGGGACGCCCUAUUGGAGGACGAAGGUUUCCCUAUGGCCCAUUUAGCCCUGCCUGGCGAGGGCACGGCAGCUCAGACGUGCGGGCGCCUCGACCCCCUUGAGGACAUGAGGCUGAGGCUGGAGUUCAGCACUUUGGAGGAAGAGGAUGAGGAGGAGGCCAAGAAGGAGGAGGCUGAGAUGGCGGCGUUGGCUCAAACACCUGGAAAUUCAGAUGGGAAGAAGGCAGGAGAGGAGGGCGAGAGGACAGAGGAAAGCCGGUUAGGCCUAGCCAACCUGAACACCAACAACAGCAACCGCCUUGCUGCCAAGCGCAGCUGCCCUGCAGCUUUUGACGACAGUGCUAGCACAGGAAACCCUUUAAAAGUGAAGCCCUCCUACCAGUCCUGUAAAGACUGCCUGCGACUACCACAAGGACGCCGCUGCGACCGUCCAGCAGGAGGCCGUUCUCACCGCCUUAACCCCUCUCGCCACUGCACUGUCCCCACCAUAUGCAUAGAUCCACCUGGGACCAAUUUUGCCUCCACUCCAAUUCUGCAGUCUCUGCAAACUCCUGCAGUUGUCCCACCUAACCUGGUCCAGGCCUGUAGUCCUCUCUACCGCUGCGCCACCUGUGGCCCCGGCGUCCCACCUGCCCCACUAUCCAACCGCCAGAAACUGGUCUCACCCAUGAGCUGUGAGGAGACGCCUCCCGACCGCAGCUCAGCGGAGACGGAGGACAUGGACGAGCCACAGGGGGACGACGUGGGAGAUCAAAUAUCAAGGGAGAGCGCAGGGGCCCUCGGCGCGACCACUGCUGAAGGUUUAAAAUUACAGCCAGGUGGUGCAGUGGAGCUCCAGCUGCAGAUGCCAGGACUGGGGAUAGAAUUUGGUCUGGAACUGAUGCGGCAGAGGGCAGAGCAGCUUGAGAAGCUGCCAAGCUUGGGCAUGGAGGGCCAGCUCCCAGUGGGGCCCCUGCCUUAA
Messenger RNA from Chelmon rostratus (copperband butterflyfish), 2625 nucleotides. RefSeq names its product slingshot protein phosphatase 1b (gene ssh1b). The transcript has 15 exons. The record is from RefSeq and is a predicted model, not a curated record. Lineage: Eukaryota; Metazoa; Chordata; Actinopteri; Chaetodontiformes; Chaetodontidae. Gene Ontology annotation, cellular component: cytoplasm. The coding region runs from base 1 to 2625 and encodes 874 amino acids. Gene Ontology annotation, biological process: protein dephosphorylation; actin cytoskeleton organization; negative regulation of actin filament polymerization. Gene Ontology annotation, molecular function: protein tyrosine/serine/threonine phosphatase activity; actin binding.